This is a messenger RNA of Dracunculus medinensis (Guinea worm), 702 nucleotides long. The record is from the annotation of a GenBank genome assembly. NCBI's taxonomy places the organism in Eukaryota, Metazoa, Nematoda, Chromadorea, Rhabditida, Dracunculidae.
AUGUUAAAAAUUUUUAAAUUUAAAUUCAAGACUUACGACAAGUGUUUCACGAAUUUUUUUCAACGUUUUAUCAACUCUCGUAGUUCUCUGAUAAUUGAAUCGAACCCUUGUGAGCGUUUACACGAAAUUUAUCGUGAAUGUCUUGAAAAAGGUCUUUCUACGAAUAAACCGUUCGAUAUCGAUCUUGAAGAACUUCGAAAGGAAAUUCUUGAUAUUAUGGAUGUUCAAAAUGGUAGUGCAGUUCCAAUUCAAGAUAGUAUCACUGAAACUCGUUUUAAUCAAUUAGAACAAACUCUUGAAAAUUUUCAGGAAAAUGCAAGGCAAAUGGGAGUAAUUGCCAGCGAUUUUACGACCAGGAGUCAAGAACCGUUGAAUCAAAAAAUUCACACUUUAAUUUCUGGACUUCAUGAAAUGGAUCAUUUAAAGAAUCAGUUUAUGGAUGUAAAAAUUCCUCUCGAAUUGUUGGAAUAUUUGGACCAAGUAAAAAAUCCACAGUUAUAUACGAAAGAAUGCCUGGCAAGGACUCUUAAUAAAAAUAAGGAAGUCAAUGGUAAAAUCGAAAUGUAUAAAAAAUUUCGCUCCGUUCUGUUAAAAGAACUAGGUGAAGAAAUGCCAAAUGAUACGGUAUUAUAUCGAAAUCUUCGGGAUCGAAAGGAAACAAGCCCUCAGGAUGAUAUGGAAAUUGAUGAUCCAAGUGAUUAA